Molecule: messenger RNA, 2785 nt
Organism: Phragmites australis (common reed)
Lineage: Eukaryota; Viridiplantae; Streptophyta; Magnoliopsida; Poales; Poaceae
Product: protein kinase G11A-like
Exons: 3
Coding region: 810-2582 (590 amino acids)
Biological process (GO): protein phosphorylation
Cellular component (GO): plasma membrane; cytoplasm; nucleus
Molecular function (GO): protein serine/threonine kinase activity; ATP binding
Source: RefSeq, a predicted model, not a curated record
CCAUUUUGAUCCAUUUUCCCCUUUGCUGUUCUUGGAAUGCGAUAUCGCUUCGUAGAUCUGCGUUUCCUGGAUGGGUUUGUGCCUUUCUUCCUUUCCUCUUCCGUUCGAUGAGUUGCAAUAUUUCGCGCCCCUGCAUUUUGCAGAAAGAAGAAAGGGCGUCCUAACCUUUUGGCCGUUCUCGAUUUGUUGCUUUAGUUCCUCACCCUUUCCACCAACAAAUGCUCGCGUUUUGAUGUGACCGGAAUCGAUCAAUAGCAGCCCUUGCCGCGCCAAAGGGCUGCUUACGUGAAUCUGCAGAGCUGCUUACAUGUUUCUCCUGUUGCAAUGCGCCCGCAGGAAACCAAAAGGGCCUCGUUUUGGUGUGGACGAUGGAGGAUGGGAGCCACCGUGCUCUCCUUUUGAGUGGAAAAAGAUGGCACCUUUGAUGGGACAAUCCAUCUUUGCUGAUCCCUAGCACUUGUUUAUUUGCAAAGUGGGUAGUGCUAGAUCUGUAGUGUUCCAUGAUUGCAGUUAGUGGGAGGUUGGGCAGGCUCAGCGGUCUAUUAAGGCCAUAGGAGCCAGACAUCAACCAACUUUUUCAGUUGGGGGGGACGACCUCUGCAUGUGUGGGUGUACAGUCCAGUUGUGAGAACUGAGAAGUCUCACUGUUGGAGGGUUGAUGGAUCUGAGUUGGAGAUUUUUAAAGGGAAGGCUGCACUUCAGUUGUCCAGGGCAGUGCCAAGCUUGAAUCUUUGAUUGACCUGUGCUUGUAGAAGACUUUUCAGUUUCUGCUGCCUGGGCAGGAAUAUAAUUUUCGUUUGUGAGAGACAAUGGCUACUGAGACUUUGCCUCAAAUACUUCCAGCAGUCCCGGACAUUCAAGCUCUGAAGCUACAUUCCCAGAAUGGUUCCUCUUUGGAGAUUACCGGGCUGAAUAAACACAGCGCAUCGGAAGCAAGAAGGUUGCCAGAACCAGAUAACUUGAGCAAACCAAGUUCUGAAGUGGAGCCAAAGGAACAGAAAUCAAAUAACCUGCAAAAUAAGCCAGUUGAUCGUGCUACUUCUAACAAGAUUCCUACGGAACUUGUUCAAAAUAAAAUGGUUUCGGAGUGUCCUGUAGAUGAAGAAAAGAAAGUUGUGGAGCAUGGGAAUACGGAAAGAAGCUUGAAACCAUCUUCGACAUUCAACAAAGAGUGUGGUAUAGCAAAGGCAAAUGGAAGUGGCAGUCUGAUCGAAAGAUCUGAGACAGGAGAAAGGGGAAUUUGUAGCAGAUACAGGCCAAGCACUAGCAGUAAUGUCAGUAAUGAAAGCUCGUGUAGCAGUAUAAGUAGCAUCACCAAGCCUCAUAAGGCAAAUGAUUCACGAUGGGAGGCAAUUCAGAUGAUCAGAACUAGAGAUGGGAUCCUUGGGCUGAGCCAUUUUAAGCUGUUGAAGAAGCUAGGCUGUGGUGACAUUGGUAGCGUGUAUCUUUCAGAAUUGAGUGGAACAAGGAGCUAUUUUGCAAUGAAGGUUAUGGAUAAGGCAUCGCUUGCAAGCCGUAAGAAGUUGCUUCGAUCCAAGACUGAGAAAGACAUCCUGCAGUGCCUGGAUCAUCCUUUUCUUCCUACAUUGUAUACACACUUUGAGACUAAUAAAUUCUCAUGUCUGGUUAUGGAGUUUUGCCCUGGGGGAGACCUGCAUACUCUUCGCCAGAGGCAGCGUGGCAAGUAUUUUCCAGAGCAAGCUGUUAAAUUCUAUGUAGCCGAAAUUCUCCUUGCAAUGGAGUACUUGCACAUGCUCGGUAUCAUAUACCGCGAUCUCAAGCCUGAAAAUGUCCUUGUUCGUGAGGAUGGGCACAUCAUGCUAUCCGACUUCGAUCUCUCCCUACGCUGUGCAGUGAGACCAACACUAAUCAGAUCAUCAGGGUUUGAUGCAGAAGCACUUCAGAAGAACAACCAGGCUUACUGUGCUCAACCAGCUUGUGUCGAGCCAUCCUGCAUGAUGCAGCCAUCAUGCACAGCCCCCACAACAUGCUUUGGCCCACGACUCUUCUCUAAGUCAAAGAAAGAUCGAAAACCAAAGCCUGAAGUUGUCAACCAGGUCAGACCGUGGCCCGAGCUGAUAGCAGAACCUAGUGAUGCACGGUCUAUGUCAUUUGUCGGCACGCAUGAGUACUUGGCCCCUGAGAUUAUCAAAGGUGAGGGUCACGGUAGUGCUGUUGACUGGUGGACCUUUGGUAUAUUCUUAUAUGAGCUUCUGUUUGGAAAAACACCAUUCAAAGGCUCAGGGAACCGGGUGACACUUUUCAAUGUCAUUGGUCAGCCGUUGCGUUUCCCUGAAUACCCAGUUGUAAGCUUUCCAGCCAGAGAUUUAAUUAGGGGUCUUCUUGUCAAGGAACCCCAACAACGAUUGGGUUAUAAGCGUGGUGCCACAGAGAUAAAACAGCACCCAUUUUUUGAGGGUGUGAAUUGGGCACUGAUACGCUGUGCGAGCCCUCCAGAAGUUCCAAAGCCUGUUGAGGUUAUGAGGCCCCCGAAGGUGCCUGCGUUGACAUCAGGGACUGCUGCUUCUACUAGUGCUGCCCAGAAAGGUUCUGAUAACUAUUUAGAGUUUGAUUUCUUUUAGGGGAAUAGGAAGAUUUUUGCUUUUUUUUUUGGGUAAUGUUGGAUAAAGAUUUUUUAUUUUUUUUUUGCAUCUAUAUUUUGUUUGCAGACGAAGUGUAUGUAGGUUUUUGUCUCUGUCAACCUGUUUCUAUUCUUUCAAAGUGAACAAUUGGAUGUUCAAAUUGCUGUUCCUCAACAAGUUCAAAUUUCUCACCGAGUCAAAAA